AUGGCAAACAAGACAAGACCAAAGAAAGUGAAAGCUCCUUAUAGGAAAUAUGUAGCAGGUGAAGGAUUUUAUAAAGUAUCUCUAUCACAGGAAUCCUCUUUUUCUGUUGUUUCAUCUAUCCGCAAAUUAAAUUUAAAUGACACACCCAACUCUCUAGAUUUUCCAAAGACUGCAUUAGUCACUAAUUACUACCAUGAUGGUCAAGACAUGAAACUGCCUUGGGAAUUACAAAAACUUAUUAUUGAAUAUGCAUCCUCUCUUCCAAAUACAGAGGAAUAUUCAUCAACAGAAUCGAAUUCUAACAGAAAAAAUACAAGAGGUGUUGUACCGAAGGAAUUUUGCCUUGUAUGUCAUCAGUGGUAUAAUUAUUCUUUGCCUCUUCUCUAUUUUUCUCCUAAGCUAACAUCAUACAAUUUCCAUAAAUUCGUUGAUUGCUUGAUAGUUGACAAGAAAAGGAAAAACGGUGAUUUAGUCUUUGAAUUGGAUCUAUCUACUAUCUUACAAAGUGGUAAAAAUUCAUAUGUGUCUAAAUUAUUACGACGAUGUUCCAAAAAUUUAGUUAAAUUUACAGCACCACAAACAAGUUUUGGCUAUUCACCAUUGAUAUCAUUAAAAUCGUGCCAUAAUCUAAAAUAUUUAGAUUUAGGUUUAGUCUCAGAGACAGUUAAACUAAAGGAGCUAUUUGCUGCAAUUAAGAAUUUUAAAUCAUUAACCCAUUUAUCAUUCCCUAGAAGUUCUAUAGAUUGCGAUGGAUGUGAAGAAGGAUUUCAGUGGCCCAUGAAUUUACAAUAUUUAAAAUUAAGUGGUGGAUUGACUAAUGAGUUUGUUAGAACUACUAGUUGGCCUACUACCAUUAUAACUUUAGAAUUCUCUGAUUGUCCCAAAUUAGACGAACAAUCGGUGUAUGUUAUCCUUGAUAAGAUUGGAAAUAACUUAAAACGGUUAUUAUUCUAUUACCCCAUGCCCUCGUUGCGGGACAAUUCAUUGGAUUUUAUCUUUCGAUAUUGCCCAAAUUUGAUCACCAUUCAAUUAAUGGUUGACUAUUGUACCAGAUGGACCUUUUCUGAAUACAUGUUAAUUAAAUUAGAAAAUUUUCAACGACCAUUAAGGACGUUGAUCCUACAAUCAAGUGGAAGAUUGGGAAUGGCUUCCAAAAUUCACCCUGAUGACUUCACUAUUGCAAUUUUAGAAGAUAGGUUACCAAAUUUAAGAUCUCUAUCCAUUUCAGAAAAAUUAGGAUGGGAUAUGAAAAGUGAUGAUGUUGAAGAUUUAAUCACCGCUAUUGAAGAUCAAGGUGGAAGUCUAUAUUCGAUAUACUAG
This is a messenger RNA of Arxiozyma heterogenica, 1320 nucleotides long. It is a transcript of the gene PFU1, whose product is annotated as Pfu1p. The record is from RefSeq and is a predicted model, not a curated record. The transcript has a single exon. The coding region runs from base 1 to 1320 and encodes 439 amino acids. NCBI's taxonomy places the organism in Eukaryota, Fungi, Ascomycota, Saccharomycetes, Saccharomycetales, Saccharomycetaceae.